Molecule: messenger RNA, 1476 nt
Organism: Aspergillus calidoustus
Lineage: Eukaryota; Fungi; Ascomycota; Eurotiomycetes; Eurotiales; Aspergillaceae
Source: the annotation of a GenBank genome assembly
AUGGCCACUCAGAAUCUCGACGCUGAGAACGGUGACCUUGUCAAGGAGAUUAGUGAUGCCAAACACAGCGAAACUGUCUCGGCUGGUGACCUCCUUGCCCAGUACUCGGACGCAGAAAAGGCCAAGGCGUUCCGCAAGCUGGACUGGAAUCUGAUCCCACUUCUUGGAGUUUUAUACAUGCUCUCAUACAUUGACCGAGGCAAUGUCGGCAACGCUUACACGGCUGGCAUGGGCGAGGACUGGGGAAUCACCUCCAACCAGUACUCCUGGAUCAUUACGGCGUACUACAUUGCCUACAUCGCCUUUCACUGGUUCAUCCUGCUGUGGAAGCUGGUGUCCCUCCCGAUGUGGGUCGCCAUCAUGGCUUUCGGAUGGGGUGCUGCCAGUAUUCUGCAAGCAGCAACGACCAACUUUGCUGGGUUGAUAGCCCUGCGUUGCCUGAUCGGAGCAUUCGAAGCCGGAUUCGCUCCUGGCGUGGCCUUUUUCCUGUCCUUUUUCUACCAGCGCUCCGAGAUGGGUCUUAGAUACGGCCUGUUCAUCUCGUUUUCGCCAAUCGCCAACUGCUUCGCAUCGGCGUUGGCGUAUGGGAUCGUGCAUGCGAAAACGUCUCUUGCCGAGUGGAAGUUGCUGCUGAUUAUUGAGGGCAUCCCCACUAUUCUCAUGGCACCGGUCGCCUACUGGUUUCUCCCCAAGGGACCCGGCGAAUGCCGAUUUCUCACCAAGCGAGAGAACGAGAUUGUUCGUCUCCGAGCUUUGAAGGCACGCGGGCGCGAGGAAAAGGGCAAGCUGGACUUGAGCCAGGUCUUUGCCGCCUUUUACGACUACAAAAACUACUUCCAGGCUGUUAUUGUUUUCUGUCUCAACGCCGCCUUUGCCGCCCUCCCGGCCUUCCUCCCAACCAUCAUCCAAGACAUUGGCUACAGCUCCGUGCAAGCCCAAGGCCUCUCUGCACCCCCCUACCUCGCCGCCUACAUUGUGUGCCUAACAGCCUCCUUCCUCUCUGACAAGGUUGGCAACCGCUCUUACUUCCUUAGCGCACUAGCCAGCGUCGGCGCAAUCGGAUACCUCGUGCAAGCGCUGGUGAGAGCCACCGGCGUCCGCUACUUUGCAACAUACCUGAUCUGCGCCGGCGUCUUCCCGGCUGUCGCGCUGACCUUCACCUGGGUAACGGACAACCAGGGCUCGGCAUCGAAGCGCGGCGCGGGCCUGGUCAUUUUCGGAAUGGUUGGGCAGACCGGGUCCAUUGCGGGGUCGAGGUUCUUCCCCAAGGAGGAGGGGCCGUAUUAUACGAAGGGGAUGGCGAUUAGUGCGGGGUUGCUGUUCUUUGCGGCCAUCCUGGCGCAGACGCUUAGGUUUUUGAUGUUGAAGGAGAAUAAGCGACGCGAUGGAGAGUUUGGGCUUGUCGAUCCGGCUGAGAUGUCUGAUGAGGUUGUUAACUCUGGGGAUGAUCAUCCGGGAUUCAGGUUUAUCCUGUGA